This is a messenger RNA of Gongylonema pulchrum, 711 nucleotides long. NCBI's taxonomy places the organism in Eukaryota, Metazoa, Nematoda, Chromadorea, Rhabditida, Gongylonematidae. The record is from the annotation of a GenBank genome assembly.
AUGUGUCACUUUUAUUCGUGGUUUACAGAAUUUUGUGACAUAUUUUGGAAAGAAUAUGCAACGGUCAUUAAAAUUGCAACGGCACUGCAACUGAUCGAUCUUGUGCAUGCGGUGAUUGGCUUCACAAAGGGAAGCUAUCGUACUGGACUUUUCAGGUAUCCUUAUUAUGCGGCAUCCAGUCUUGAAGUUAAAGUAAAUUUACUGACUUGGCUACGAUACAAUGCUUGGAUCCCAAUUUAUCCGCUCGGUUUGAUUCUUGAAGGUUACUUUUUCCACCGGGGAAUAACAAUGUAUCGUGUCCUUCCGUACUAUUAUCGAACCGACAGAUACAGUAUCGAGUUACCAAAUCCAGCAAAUUUUGCAUUCAAUUUCGCCGUUGCGCUUGGAAUUUUCUUAUUUUUCGUAUUUCCUUUUGGUAAGUUUCAAUUUUCAAAGUUUCCAUCCUUCACGUUUUCAGUUUCCUGUUCGAAGACACAAAAAAAAAUUGUAAAAACAAAAGCAGCAAAGAUAGAGCAGCGCAAAAUCGAAAUACCCCCUCCCCUUUUUUUGUGGAAAGCAAUCUACUUUGCUUUGCAUUUUGCGAGUGGUUUUGACCUGAAAAUGUGUUUUAUUGCUUUAUCUGUCGUUUUUUUAGUGGCAAAAUAUCUCUUGACUCAUAUGUGGAUACAGCGGCAGAAGAAAUACAAAAGCGACUUGAAAAAAGCUGCUUGA